UGGGUUCACACUCGUUUUAAAUAACGGCGCAUCUAGGGGGUCGAUUGGUGGGCUGUUGAUGUACACAUACCCAGCCCAUGUUCGUAUUCACUGUCGUCGCAUUGCGUCGACCACGCGGCCCCCAGCCAGCCGCUUACGGACACCUCCAGACGCUCGCCAACCUCGUAGACGAGUGGUCCCUUGUGAUGUGGUGGGGCCACAAGGAGGACGGAAUUCCGUUUUGUCAUGCUGGGACAAGUGAUGACUCGCUGCCGGCUGUGAAGCAUGUGAAGAUGGACUGCGUAUAUGCUGGUCCAGUGUUGGGUCCCAUCAACCCGUCUCGUGAGAUGCCCCGAGCCCUUUUUAAAGAUUCACAACUUAUCCUUUAUAAAUAAAGGAGCUAUGAUCGUGCCAAAGCCUUCCUCGCAAUGCCUCGUAUUGAUCAGCGCUCCAGCGAGAUAACGAGGACGUAGUCAAGAAGACUGGUAACAGAACCCCGGUA
Suillus clintonianus is the source of this 481-nucleotide messenger RNA. RefSeq lists its product as uncharacterized. The record is from RefSeq and is a predicted model, not a curated record. Bases 78 to 374 code for a protein of 98 amino acids. The transcript has 2 exons. NCBI's taxonomy places the organism in Eukaryota, Fungi, Basidiomycota, Agaricomycetes, Boletales, Suillaceae.